ACAUAUAAACCUGUCACUUCAGUCUUCAUGUACUUAUGUUUAUUUCUUUUACAUUAGUAUCCGUAUUAAGAUAUUGAGACGCCGAAUUUAAUAACCUGAAAUGUCCAAUGCAUACUAAUUAGUUAGUUGAAUAAUUUAUUUUUAUUUGGAUGCAAAUCCAACCCGUGUGUUUUGUAACCAACCUACAUUACGUGAUAUAUUGUUAGAUUCUUAGUAAUUAGAUCAAUGUAAUACUUGUUUAUCAUCAACUCGGGCGCUUCUAUUAACUCAAUUUCGAAACAUGUGAGAAAUUAAAAUUUAACAUAUUAACUGGGCGAGUGUUAUAUAAGUAUGUUUAAAAUUGCUGACCAAUUUUAUUAAUAAUCAAAAUUUAUGCAAAAUUUUUUGUAAUCUAGAGGUUAAGAAAUUGGGAUUGAAUUAAAAAUGACUUAAAUGUUAAUUGGAAGAAAGGAAAUUACCUUCGAAUGACCAAGACUGGUAGCUGUUGGUGACAAGUUAGGUGGCCAUCGACAAAAUAUAGAACUGUCUCAUUUCAUCGGACGACAAUUGUGGAGUAAAGCCACUUGAAUCCAACGGCCCUCAUUAGUCAUUAUCGCGUACACAAACAUGUAUUGUAUUCGUACAAUAUACGAGAAAAAAAGAGAGACAAUAAUCGUAUUUAUAAAAUCGUAUUUUAUUUUUCUAUUUGUCCGCAUGCAUGCACGCGCACUUGGUUUGUCGUCUCCCGUAACCCAACGCAUUCACGAGUCUGACUGGACAGCUGACUCAGCUGAGCCCUUCGAGCCGGAAACGGACACGUCAGCCCACCGAAACCCGAGAAUUGCUCGCGACCAUCCGAACUCCGGCUCCUCCACUUCUUUUACCUGCCCUUAAGUCAAGUGCUCGUAGAUAUUUUUCAGUUCACUGCAGAUAUUUUGGUAAAAAAACUUGAAUCAUCACUAAACGAUAAGUUAGGAUUUACUACAAUGCUCAUCAAUUUUUUCAAAAUCUAGCUAGCUAGACUAAGGAAAAGUUAGCAUUUUCUUCAAAAUCCUCAUUAUUCAAUGACCAUUUUAUGACAAACACCAUAGUUUAAUGACCAUACCGUCAUUUACCCACAGAUAUUUUCCCCAGUCCCCACUAUGGCACUCCCAAAUGCUUGUAUAAAUUCCCCUUCUAAACCACUCCCUUCUCAUCAUCACCUUCUCUAAAAACCUUCCCCUCCUUAUCUCCUCAAACACCAAUCUUUCUCCCAUGGCGUCCACCAUAACCUCCACCCUCAAAACCCCUUUCCUCGACACCACCAAGUCGUCGUCCUUCCAUGGUGCCCCGAUCCCGACCUCCCGCUUCUUCUUCACACCCACCAAAUCCUCCUCCGCCCAAAACGGCGCCGUCUCGAUGUCCAUGGCCACCCCGCCGUACGACCUCAACUCCUUCAAGUUCGCUCCUAUAAAAGAAUCCAUCGUCUCCCGCGAGAUGACGCGCCGCUACAUGACCGACAUGCUCACCUACGCCGACACCGACGUCGUCAUCGUCGGCGCCGGGUCCGCGGGGCUCUCCUGCGCCUACGAGCUCAGCAAGAACCCGGACAUCCGGAUCGCCAUCAUCGAGCAGUCCGUCAGCCCCGGCGGCGGCGCGUGGCUCGGCGGCCAGCUGUUCUCCGCCAUGGUCGUCCGCAAGCCCGCACACCUCUUCCUCAACGAGGUCGGCGUCGAUUACGAUGAGCUCGAGGACUACGUCGUCAUCAAGCACGCGGCGCUGUUCACCUCCACAAUCAUGAGCAAGCUCCUGGCCCGGCCUAACGUGAAGCUGUUCAACGCCGUGGCGGUGGAGGACCUGAUCGUGAAGGGCGGCAGGGUCGGCGGCGUGGUGACCAACUGGGCCCUGGUGUCGAUGAACCACGACACGCAGUCGUGCAUGGACCCGAACGUGAUGGAGGCGAAGGUGGUGGUGAGCUCGUGCGGCCACGACGGUCCGUUCGGCGCCACGGGGGUGAAGAGGCUGAUGGACAUCGGGAUGAUCGACAAGGUCCCCGGGAUGAAGGCCCUCGACAUGAACGCCGCGGAGGAUGCCAUCGUCAGGCUGACGAGGGAGGUCGUCCCCGGGAUGAUUGUGACGGGGAUGGAAGUUGCCGAGAUCGACGGAGCGCCGAGGAUGGGACCGACAUUUGGGGCGAUGAUGAUUUCGGGGCAGAAAGCGGCUCAUCUGGCGUUGAGGGCGCUUGGGGAAGCUAAUGCGUUGGAUGUGAACAACGGGAAGGUGAAGCAGCCGGAGUUUGUUAUUGCUGAUGCAGGAACCGCCGGAGAGGCCGUGGAUGCUUAAUUAGGGGGACUCAAGUGUAAAAAAUAAAAAUGUGGAGGCCGGAAGAAUAAAAGGAGGGAAGAAGAAGAAGAGCUAGUGUGUGAAUGUGGUGUUUGCUAGUUGUUCCUUUGGGGUUUUGGAAGGGUGAUGGUAGAUAGUUCUUUAGUUUUAACAAAAAUGGAAGCAUGGUCCCGUUUGAGUGAUGAGAAACUAAAGGGGAGGGGAGUGCUAAUCCGUGUUUGAUCUGGAUUUACAAUUAAUGAAUCAGUCGCCGAAUCGAAUAAACUCAACUCAACAUUUUGGGUUCUUGAAAUUCUUUCAGGAGAUUUUAAAACUUCUCAAAGUUAUAACGAACCGAUUAUAUAUCUUAACAAUAAUUUCGCAAAUCAUGAUUAACGGCCUACGCUCUAAAGUUUCUGAACUCAUACGCCAUCCAAAUCAAACUAUAAUUUAUUGAAUCUAUAUUGAUCGGCAUGACCUAGGACUAAGGAUGUAAGUUUGGUCCUAAAUAUCCAAUGGUCCGAUCCGGUCACGAGGAUCGAACUGGAUCAAUCUAUUCUUUCAAGUCUUUCUAGUCCAUUGUUAAAUAUUCAUAAUUUUUACUAUGCUAGAUAAAUGACUCUUUUUAUUUUUCUUAUUUCUUCCUCUUCGAAAGUGACUUCCCAAAUUGUCAUAACAAGUUGUUCUUAACUAGUCUAUAUCAUUGUGAGAUAUUUUUUUGGCACUUGUGAUUUGGGGCCAUUGCAAGCCCGACCUUUCGAAGCGGGUUUGGAGUAUCCAAAUUUGGGACAUAUUCCUUGACGAUUCCAACAAAAGAAACCACAACAAGAGUCAUUUUCUUUGUAGGGCUCAAGUGGACCUAAUUACUUGUCUGGACUUUGUUGGAAGUUGGAACGACUGUGGUCUUCACUCUCCGUGACUUCUUAAGCGAAGGUGAUCCUCUCGAUCUCAGAAAGGUUUCUAGAUAUGCAAGUUCGAUUUUAGUUUUUUUAACCGACUUCGACACAUCCAUUGGUGUAGGCAGGAGUGUAUGCAUUAUCCGAUGUUAUUUCUUCGAUCACAUAUCAUAUCAUUCUAUAUCAUCUCCAACAAGUUCAGAAAGCUUCUUACUAUUGUUCAAUCAAAGAUCCAAAAUUAGAAUUACAACUAACUUUCUGGAUCUCUGUUCAUUUGGAAUAAUAGGCAAAAUCAAUUCCUUGGUUUAUAACUCGAGGUUUUAUGAGAUGUCUGAGUAUGGAUCUCAUAUAACUUACUUAUGCAUCUCGUCAAACAGAAUUCAAUUAAUGGACUUGAAAUUUGCAUGUGAUUGUGCCCACCAUGCAAAUUCAAUGAGAUGUAAAAUAGUGAUAUAAGAUUCACAUAAAAUCUCUCCCAACAACUAGAGUUAUUGGAAGAGGUUGCAUAAUUAUUUAGGGCUUCUAAAGUCAUGAACAUGCCAAACAUGAAACACCCAACAAAUCAGAAAGACAUUACAUAAAAUACUUUAUGAUCAUUAGAUUGUUUGAUCUAACGAAUGAAAUUGAUUUAAUCAACUUAAUGGAUAAACGCUUGCUACAAAUAACACAUAAGAUAUGGCCGAUGUGCUUCCAUAGGUACUUGUGCAGUUGUGCGGGUAUAAUCCGACCUAAUCGGCAUUGCGUAACAUAUAUGAAUAAAGUAUCCAAUCCAAAGCAUCAUUAAUGGUAGAAAAGGAAAACAUUUUUACAAGGAAAGAAGUGAAUAAGAUGAAGAACUUCUUGGCUGUUGCAAUCGCGUGAAACAGAUUUCUCAAUCCUAAUCCUCUCAAAUUCGUCAAAGCCUCAAAGGGUGUCUCAAUUCAAUGACAUGUCUAGAUUAGGGUGUGCACUGGUUUGGUCUGAUUUGAACCAGACCAAACUCAUGAGAAUCGGGAUUCAUUAGUAAAAUAUAUCUUAGGAC
Molecule: messenger RNA, 4197 nt
Organism: Linum trigynum
Lineage: Eukaryota; Viridiplantae; Streptophyta; Magnoliopsida; Malpighiales; Linaceae
Source: the annotation of a GenBank genome assembly